This is a messenger RNA of Equus caballus (horse), 2385 nucleotides long. It is a transcript of the gene NXF1, whose product is annotated as nuclear RNA export factor 1. The record is from RefSeq and is marked validated. Gene Ontology annotation, cellular component: cytoplasm; nucleus. Gene Ontology annotation, biological process: poly(A)+ mRNA export from nucleus. NCBI's taxonomy places the organism in Eukaryota, Metazoa, Chordata, Mammalia, Perissodactyla, Equidae. Gene Ontology annotation, molecular function: protein binding; RNA binding.
AAAUGCGGUGGUGCCGGGCGUAGGAGCGCUUCGGCCCGGAGCGCUUGGGCUUUCGGACGUUUGGUGGCGUCGCGGGCUGCGCCUGAGCUCGCCCGUGUGUCUCGCUGUACCAUGGCGGACGAGGGGAAGUCAUACAACGGUCAGUGCCGGCCUCCGGGCAAGGGAGCGGGCGAUCUGGGGCCCGAGUGGGUGGCGCCAGCCUAGGCCGCAGCCUCGGGGCCUGAGACCGCGAGGGGCCCGGCGUCCGCGAGCACGAUGACCGCGUUAGUUUCCCUCAAAGAAGAAAGAAAGGCCGGGGUCCUUUCCGGUGGAAGUCUAGUGAGGGGAACCGUAGGUCUGGAAGAGGAGGUUCUGGCAUUCGGUCUUCCCGCCUUGAGGAUGAUGACAGAGAUGUGGCAAUGAGUGAUGCCCAGGAUGUUCCCCGAGUAAGAUACAACCCCUAUGCUGCCCGACCCAACCGUCGGGGUGAUGGUUGGCAUGAUCGCGACCGAAUUCAUAUUACUGUGCGGAGAGACAGACCUCCUCAAGAAAGAGGAGGGGCUGGCACCAGCCAGGAUGGGACGGCAAAGAACUGGUUUAAGAUUACAAUUCCUUAUGGCAGAAAAUAUGACAAGGCGUGGCUCCUAAGUGUGAUUCAGAGCAAGUGCAGUGUCCCUUUCACCCCUGUUGAGUUUCACUAUGAAAACACACGGGCCCAGUUUUUCGUUGAGGAUGCCAGUACCGCCUCUGCAUUGAAGGCUGUCAACUAUAAGAUUUUGGAUCAGGAGAACCGAAGGAUAUCUAUCAUCAUCAACGCCUCUGUUCCGCCCCAUUCUGUGCAGAAUGAGCUGAAACCAGAACAAGUAGAGCAGCUAAAGCUGAUCAUGAGCAAACGAUACGAUGGCUCCCAACAAGCACUUGACCUCAAAGGCCUCCGUUCAGACCCAGAUUUGGUGGCCCAGAACAUUGAUGUUGUCCUGAAUCGUAAAAGCUGCAUGGUGGCUACCCUGCGAAUCAUUGAAGAGAACAUCCCCGAGCUGUUGUCCCUGAACUUGAGCAACAAUAAGCUAUACAGGUUGGAUGACCUGUCCAGCAUUGUGCAGAAAGCACCCAACCUAAAGAUCCUAAACCUCUCUGGAAAUGAGUUGAAGUCUGAGAGGGAGUUGGACAAGGUAAAAGGCCUGAAGCUAGAAGAGCUGUGGCUUGACGGAAACCCCCUGUGUGACACCUUCCGAGACCAGUCCACUUAUAUCAGCGCCAUUCGUGAACGAUUUCCCAAAUUACUACGUCUGGAUGGCCAUGAGUUACCCCCGCCAAUUGCCUUUGAUGUUGAAGCCCCCACGAUGUUACCACCCUGCAAGGGAAGCUAUUUUGGAACAGAGACCCUGAAAAAUCUGGUCCUGCACUUCUUGCAGCAGUACUAUGCAAUUUAUGACUCUGGAGACCGGCAGCGGCUCCUGGAUGCCUAUCAUGAUGGAGCCUGCUGCUCCCUGAGCAUUCCUUUCAUCCCCCAGAACCCUGCCCGAAGCAACUUGGCCGAGUAUUUCAAGGACAGCAGGAAUGUGAAGAAGCUUAAAGACCCUACCCUGCGGUUCCGGCUGCUGAAACACACACGUCUCAACGUUGUUGCCUUCCUCAAUGAGUUGCCCAAAACUCAGCAUGACGUCAAUUCUUUCGUGGUAGACAUAAGCGCUCAGACAAGCACGUUGCUGUGUUUUUCUGUCAAUGGGGUCUUCAAGGAAGUGGAUGGAAAGUCUCGGGAUUCUUUGCGAGCUUUCACCCGGACGUUCGUUGCUGUUCCUGCCAGCAAUUCAGGGCUGUGCAUCGUAAACGACGAGCUGUUUGUGCGGAAUGCCAGCCCCGAGGAGAUCCAAAGAGCCUUUGCCAUGCCUGCACCCACACCUUCCUCCAGCCCAGUGCCCACCCUCUCCCCAGAGCAGCAGGAAAUGCUGCAGGCAUUCUCGACCCAGUCUGGCAUGAACCUCGAGUGGUCCCAGAAGUGCCUUCAGGACAACAACUGGGACUACACCAGAUCUGCCCAGGCCUUCACUCAUCUCAAGGCCAAGGGCGAGAUCCCAGAAGUGGCGUUCAUGAAGUGAUCCGGAGUCCUGCCCCAGAAGAAGCCCCCUGUAAAUAGCCCUUGGAUAUUGAUGUCUCCUUGUCAUGGUUGUCACCUCCUCCUCUCCGGCCCGAGGCCACCCCGUGACUGUGACUGAGGAGGGAGGGCUGCUGGCUCCGUCUCUUCACCUGCGUUCUGGAAGACUUCUGGAAGAUUGAGCCUCACUGGUGCCAGGAAUCCAAAGCUUACUUUGUAGAACUGACACUAAACUACUCGAAGGACCUAGGUGCUUUGUGUACUUAACCCCGGAAUCCUCCCCACUUUUUAAGAUAAAAGAGUGAUAUUGU